Messenger RNA from Chaetomium globosum CBS 148.51, 1272 nucleotides. RefSeq lists its product as uncharacterized. Lineage: Eukaryota; Fungi; Ascomycota; Sordariomycetes; Sordariales; Chaetomiaceae. The coding region runs from base 1 to 1272 and encodes 423 amino acids. The record is from RefSeq and is a predicted model, not a curated record. The transcript is spliced from 5 exons. Gene Ontology annotation, molecular function: oxidoreductase activity.
AUGGCCGACAGGUUUUACUCCCGCGGGUCAUACUCCCGCGAGUCCAGCCCCCAUCCCUCCCGCUACGAAGCCGAGGAGGCUGUGGAUAACGUCCCCAGACCCAACAUCGAGUGGAUCCCGUCGAUGAAGACGUUUCAAGACCGGGUUGCACAUCUCCAGGCUCUCUAUCCCAACCGUCGCACCACCGUCCCCUACGGAUGGCCCGCCCGAGUCGACACAGCCCGAGCCUGGACCGGCUCCGAUUUUAACUCUGACGACGACUUUGUCCUCCACCUCGGUCCUGAGGACAUUGCCGAGAUUGAGGUUGCGCUUUCCCACUUCAAGAGUCUUGACCUCGGCCCAGAUGACGCUGACCCCAACACCUUCCCGCUCCCGAACCUAGGUGACCGGCUCUUCGAGGCCUCGCGAGUUAUUCACGAAGGCCGGGGGUUUGUCGUGCUACGUGGCCUUGAUCCAGACAGGUACACGUCAUUUGACAACAUCCUCCUCUACCUAGGCGUCACAAGCUACAUUGCCGCAAAGCGUGGGAUGCAGGACUUUGAUGGGCGGAUGAUUCUCCACAUCCAAGCCGUCGUCGAAGACGUCAAGAAGCAUGGCGCCAUGCCCAACUCGCCCUACGUUGCUCGCGCCCAGCCCUUCCACACCGACCUGUGUGAUGUCCUCGGCAUGUACGCUCUGAACGUAGCCGCCUACGGAGGCGAGUCCUACCUGGCCUCGUCGGCCACGAUAUACAACGAACUGGCCCGCGCCCGCCCGGAUAUCAUCGAAAUGCUGGCCAAGGAUGAUUGGAUCUUUGACGAAUUCUGGGAAGGCCAAUACCACAUGCGCCCCCUGCUCUACAACUUCGAUACCCACGGCCCGGGCUUCCAAUUCUCGCGGCGCCCCCUCACCGGCUCGCACUUCUCGCCGCACCACCCCUCCGUGCCCGCCAUGACCGAGCUGCAAGCCGAGGCCCUCGACGCCGUGUACUUCCUGGCCAAGCAGCACGCGGUGGAGAUCCGGCUACAACCCGGCGACAUGCUGCUGUUCAACAACUUCGCCAUGCUGCACGCGCGCAGCGGCUUCACGGACGAUGCCUCCGAGGGCCGCCAGCGCCAUAUGUUGAGGCUGUGGCUGCGCAAUGAGCAGCGCAUGUGGAAGACGCCGAGGGAGUUGGAGAGGAUUAGCUGGGAGUGUUAUGGCGAUCAUGAGUGGAGGCGGAACGGGGUGUGGGAUAUUGAGGCGAGUCCGCCCGAGUUGAGGGUCAAGCAUCGGCGUGCGAGUUGUGCUUGA